AUGAAAUCAACAUGUGUUGUAACUGAUGAAAAUUGUGACACUUUCCAAGCCAAUUCUGAUAACACAGAAGUGAAGUGUGUGGUUUGUAAAGAUCGGUAUUAUCUUACAGAUGAUUUUAAAUGUUCAAAGUGCUCAGACUCGUGUUCCACCAAAUGUCUUAAUGCUCCAAAUAAUUGCGAACAAACAAACUGUAAUGAUUUUGUGUGUAUGAGGUGUUCUACAAAAGAUAAGUGUGACACUUGUUAUGGAUAUGAUCUCAAUAAAGUGAAUUCCAAAGGUACUUGUGGUUCUGUUGUAUGUGCAAAUUACCUGUUUGACUUAAAGUGUACAAGUUGCUUAAGUUAUUCAGAAGAAACAAUUCACCCAAAACCUUACUCUGAUCCAGAUUAUCGUCUUCCAAAAUAUUACAACAUGUAUCUCUCAGAUGAAAAUUUCGAAUGUACUCAAAGCUCGAAGAAUGAUGACAUGAAUUGGUUAUGGAUAACACUUGGGGUCGUUGGUGGAUUAUUAAUCAUUGCAAUUAUCAUUGUAGUGAUAAUAAUAAUAACAGUGAUUAUCAAGAAGAAAAAGAAUUCGGAGUAUCAAGAUAUUUCAAAGUAA
Entamoeba invadens IP1 is the source of this 600-nucleotide messenger RNA. RefSeq lists its product as hypothetical. The transcript has a single exon. The record is from RefSeq and is a predicted model, not a curated record. NCBI's taxonomy places the organism in Eukaryota, Evosea, Mastigamoebida, Endamoebidae. The coding region runs from base 1 to 600 and encodes 199 amino acids.